Molecule: messenger RNA, 949 nt
Organism: Vavraia culicis subsp. floridensis
Lineage: Eukaryota; Fungi; Microsporidia; Pleistophoridae
Exons: 1
Coding region: 1-444 (147 amino acids)
Source: RefSeq, a predicted model, not a curated record
AUGUUCAAUCGGGAAGCACUCGUCAAUGAAGAGAAGCAAAUGUUUUACAUCGUCAUUCUAUGUGCCUUAUUAUUACUCGAACUUGCUUCAUUUGGAAUAUCAGUGUAUUUCGUCGGAGGAGUGCAGUAUAACCAAGUGUAUUUGGUGCACGGAUCAACACUUCUCCUAGGGAAUACAUUUUUAGUGCAAGGAAUUAUUAUGAAAACUUUUGAUCAGGUGCUUUUAUACCCGAUUAUAUAUUUCUAUACGCUGGCAAUAACAUUCCUGGGCAGUUCUCCUGCGGUAGGGUUAUAUUUCGCGUUUAAAAUGGUGCAUGUUGGCAUCCUAGUGCUGCGAGGGCUUAUUCUGUGCUACUUGAUCAACCGAUUGAGGCGAGAAUUUGCCUGGUAUUAUUUCAAGAAACUGGGCACAAGUGAACGAGUAAUUGGUAAGUCGAUUUUCUAAUUUUAGAAGCUAAUAGGGUAAGUGAUAACAUUAAUUUAGAUCAGACAACAAGCUAUUGUUGUAUUCAGGCUCUACAUAUUUUUUGCUAUUGUAGAUAUCUUUCUACCUCUCCUGGAUCUACCGUUUGGUAAGGUGCUAUUUGUCUUACAUAUAACUUGCGAAAUAUUGAUUUAUUUUAAUUUUGAAACUUUUAAACACGAAGAAAAUACCAUUGCACGCAGGGUACUGUAUAUUGUCAUUCUAAUUGAGUUGAUACUCACAAUAAUUGAUAGUAUCAUUAUUGGAAUUACUCAUGCCCCUCUUGAAACGUAAGUAUAUGUUCUAAUUUAUUGCAUGGUGUACGUAACGAAUGGUUUCAGAUUACUGAUCAUUCUAAUACUUUCGAUUAUACUCGUGAGAGAUGAGCGCAACUUUGGAAGCGGUCUCAAAGAUAUUUUGACUGGAAAAACUCAAUGCAUGAAGAUAGUGAAAAAUAAUAAGUAAAGGUGGUGAUGCUAGACAAAGA